CUCACCCACUUUCAUACCCUACUUAUAAAAACACAUCUUUUCAACACUUAAGAUGCAACACAACUGCAAAGCUUUCUGAGGAGAGAAACAAAGAGAAUAAUAUAUAGUCAGGGAAACAAAGAGCUAGUUACAGAAAUGGGUUCAUUGGGUUGUGCAACUCAAGUUACACAUGUUGUAUGCGUACCAUUUCCAUCACAAGGUCACAUUAGUCCAAUGCUAAAACUAGCAAAACUUCUUCACAGCAAAGGAAUUCAUAUCACUUUUGUCAAUACAGAAUUCAAUCACAAACGUUUAAUCAAGUCAAGAGGAAAUGAUUCGGUUAAAGGUUUAUCUGAUUUCCAGUUCCAUACAAUUCCAGAUGGAUUACCGCCAACUGAUGUUGAAUCAACACAAGAUAUACCUUCUCUUGCUGUAUCCACCAAGAAAAACUGUGGAGUUCCGUUUCAAAAUCUCCUGACGAAACUUAACGAAACAUCCGAUAUUCCUCAUGUUAGUUGCGUGGUCUCUGAUGGGUGUAUGAGUUUUACACUUGCAGUUGCUAAAGAAUUUGGUUUCCCUGUGUACCUGUUUUGGACUAUUAGUGCUUGUGGUUUCAUGGCUUAUCUCCAUUACCGUCAUCUCCUCGAGAAAGGUCUCAUUCCGCUCAAAGAUGAGAGCUGUCUAACUAAUGGGUACCUUGAAACUGUAGUCGAUUUUGUUCCAGGAUUUAACAAUAUCCGGCUAAUGGAUUUCCCUGCAUUUGCACGAACAACUGACCCCAAGGACAAAAUGAUCGACCACAUUCUCGGAGAAACAGAAAAUGCAACAAAUGGGUCUGGUAUUAUCUAGAACACAUUUGAUGAGUUAGAGAAGGAAGUUGUAGACGCAAUGCGGCGUUCCGGGAAAUUAUCAUUACCUCCUAUCUAUACCCUUGGUGCUCUUCAUUUACUUACCAAUAAAAUUCAGCAAACUGAUGAGAUAAAGCUUAUUGGGUCUAAUCUAUGGAAAGAAGAACCAGAGUGUCUAGAAUGGCUCGAUACAAAAGAAAGAAACUCAGUCGUUUACGUGAAUUUUGGAAGUAUCACCGUCAUGACGAAACAACAAUUGGUUGAAUUCGCAUGGGGACUUGCUAACAGUAAGCAAACUUUCUUGUGGGUCAUUAGGCCGGAUUUAGUCCAAGGUAAUUCAGAAAUAUUACCAAUCGAAUUCGUGGAAGAAACGAAAGAAAGAAGCUUGUUCCCAAGUUGGUGUCCCCAGGAGAAGGUAUUGAACCAUCCAGCCAUAGGUGGCUUCUUAACACAUAAUGGUUGGAACUCAACUCUCAAAAGCAUUUGUGGUGGUGUUCCGAUGAUAUGCUGGCCGUUUUUCGCCGAACAACAAACAAAUUGUAGGUAUGCAUGUACGCAUUGGGGAAUUGGUAUUGAAAUUGAUAAUAACGUGAAGAGGGAUGAAGUUGAGGAGUUAGUGAGAAAAUUGAUGGAAGGUGAAAAGCGCAAGGAAAUGAAGAAAAAAGUCAUGGAAUGGAAGAAAAAAUGUGAAGAAGCGGUUGCACCUGGUGGCUCAUCUUAUGCUAAUCUGAACCAGAUGAUUGGCAAAAUACUAAACACUAGUGCUAAAAUUAUUGAUUAAUAUUUCAUUUUACAAUUUGUUGAGCUUGGGUCCUAUAAUACUCAGGGGUUAGUUGUGGGAGAGUUUGAGAGAUUUUAAUGGAGUUAGCAAAUCCCCUUUUAGUCGUGAGAGAGUUUGUCAAAAUCUUUUAAAAUCUCUGUUAGUGGUGAGACAUUUAUAGGAGUUUUUAAAACUACUUCAAAAUCCCUUAAACUCCCUGUUAGUCGUAAAACACUAAAGUCAUAGGGAGUUUAUAAUUUGGGGGAGUUUGAGGGAGUUUCAUGAUGUUUUUAUGCUUGGACAAAAUCUCUCAAAAAACAAGAGAUUUCUGAGGAAUUUGGGUUAAACCCCCCAAAUUGCCUAGACUCUCUCACACUCACUCUAAAUCCCUAGAGAUUUAAAUACAUUAAAAUCUCUCAAACUCUCCCACAACUAACCCCUAGUGUCUCUGGAGAGUGAUGAUUUGCUUAUUUAAAAAAUAAAAUAAAAUAACUACUGUGAUAAAUAAAUAAAGGCAGGCUUAUCCAACAAAAUAAAUGUAAGA
This is a messenger RNA of Papaver somniferum (opium poppy), 2131 nucleotides long. Its product is annotated as 7-deoxyloganetin glucosyltransferase-like. The record is from RefSeq and is a predicted model, not a curated record. The coding region runs from base 868 to 1608 and encodes 246 amino acids. The transcript has 2 exons. Gene Ontology annotation, molecular function: UDP-glycosyltransferase activity. Lineage: Eukaryota; Viridiplantae; Streptophyta; Magnoliopsida; Ranunculales; Papaveraceae.